AGCUUAGAAUCAUAUUGUUUCGAUAUUUGAUAAUCGAUCUAAUAUUUUAUGACUUCCUAUUUGCUUGCUUCCGUGACCCGGCUCGAAUAACAACAAUGUCGGACUCAAACGCAAAGGAGCGCGAAGUGGAUGAAUCAGGUAAAGGAGGAAUGGAGUCUCUGUUCGCUUAUGCUGAUGCGUGUGGUGGAUGGGUUCUCUGUUCGCUUAUGCUGAAGCGUGUGGCGGAUGGAUCUCUGUUCGCUUAUGCUGAUGCCAUGUGGUGGAUGGGUUCUCUGUUCGCUUAUGCUGAUGCGUGUGGUGGAUGGAGUCUCUGUUCGCUUAUGCUGAUGCGUGUGGUGGAUGGAGUCUCUGUUCGCUUAUGCUGAUGCGUGUGGUGGAUGGAGUCUCUGUCCGCUUAUGCUGAUGCGUGUGGUGGAUGGAGUCUCUGUUCGCUUAUGCUGAUGCGUGUGGCGGAUGGAGUCUCUGU
Messenger RNA from Polychytrium aggregatum, 466 nucleotides. RefSeq lists its product as uncharacterized. The coding region runs from base 96 to 365 and encodes 89 amino acids. The record is from RefSeq and is a predicted model, not a curated record. NCBI's taxonomy places the organism in Eukaryota, Fungi, Chytridiomycota, Chytridiomycetes, Polychytriales. The transcript is spliced from 3 exons.